This is a messenger RNA of Fusarium coffeatum, 315 nucleotides long. RefSeq lists its product as uncharacterized. The transcript has a single exon. NCBI's taxonomy places the organism in Eukaryota, Fungi, Ascomycota, Sordariomycetes, Hypocreales, Nectriaceae. The coding region runs from base 1 to 315 and encodes 104 amino acids. The record is from RefSeq and is a predicted model, not a curated record.
AUGGCCCAGUCACAUCAGCGUAUGGGUACCGUGUCUCUUACAGACGAUAUCCAGACACGUCUCCUCGUUACUCACAUGCCAGACUCUGCCGACGCUUACGUGUACAAGGCCGAUAUCCCGCGGGAGCUACUAGAAUGCCUUGAUAACCCGAAGCGUUCCAUGGAUGAUUUUGCUUUUCCCACCAUCGGCUGGUUCAAGGUCCCUUUCGUUCCCUACUCGACAUUUGCGGACCGUCUUCAGUCUCACUUGACCGGCCCGAGCCCUACAAGUCUCAGACCCUGUGGAAAGAAUCACAGGCUCGAUGAGAUGGAGUGA